AUGGAGAGCUCAAUUAUCGGCCAACGUUCAACUUCCAGCAGUCAAGAAACAUCUGAGCCAAAAAUGUGUUGGAUUUGUUUGUGUACUGAUGAUGACAAUGAUGAUUAUGAAAAUAAUAGAGAAUGGGUGUCACCAUGUAAAUGUCGCUCUUCUACACGAUGGGUUCACCAGGGUUGUGUUCUACGUUGGAUUGAUGAAAAACUGAAGGAAAAUCUUUUCUUUAAAGCACAUUGCCCUCUAUGCCUCACACAAUAUAUUGAGCAACACAAAGUCAAUUACUUAGUUCUGCUAUUAGACAUACUUGAUGGUGCAGCUAAUUUUAUAAGUCCGUUUUUAACAGUUGGUGUUACGAUCACUGCUUUCUGUUGGUCAGCAGCAUCUUAUGGAAUACUAACAAUAAUUCAGGUGAUGGGUAAAAGAGAAGCUAUAACGAUGAUGAAAAAUACAAAUCCAUAUAUUUUGCUCUUGGUGUCAGCAUCAAUCCCUUUCUGGCUAAUUUUUGGAAAAUUGAAGAAUUGGGGAGAAAACUUGAUGUUAUUUAUUUGGAGACUUACCUCACAACUUCCCUUGUUAAGAACUAUCAUGCCUUCGUUUGUGUGUGAACCUGUCAACGAACCUGUCAAUAAUUUAAGGAAUAGACAACGAGUAUUUUCAAUCGAUAUUCCGGAUACUACUCUUUGUGCUGCACUUUUAUUGCCGACUUCUGCAGUGACAGUUGGAAAUUUAUUAUUUCACAGUUGUUCAUAUUCAUCCUUACAAAAAACUUUAUUGGGUGGGUUGGUCUACAUUGCAGUAAAAGGGGCAAUCAGAAUAUAUCAAAGGCAACAAAAUCUUAUUAGAGAAAAAACACUUAAAGUCCUUGAAUACCCUAUAACUGAUGAUGAAAAUAAUUAAAAAUCUGUACAAAAAUCCAGUACUCGUUUACAUCACUUGAAACAUAAUUAAACAUCUUAAUACUGUACAUAAAUAUGUAAACAUAUUUUUAAA
This is a messenger RNA of Myzus persicae (green peach aphid), 987 nucleotides long. Its product is annotated as E3 ubiquitin-protein ligase MARCH5-like. Bases 1 to 894 code for a protein of 297 amino acids. The record is from RefSeq and is a predicted model, not a curated record. Gene Ontology annotation, molecular function: zinc ion binding. Lineage: Eukaryota; Metazoa; Arthropoda; Insecta; Hemiptera; Aphididae. The transcript is spliced from 7 exons.